AUGAGAGCCAUUCGGAUACAACCGACUCAGGCGUCUCCGUCUCCGCUUCCACAACUACCAUUGCCCGUGCGCUCCAAUAGCAAGCCGCUGCUACGACAUCACGAGGACAUCCGCUGCAUUGUCACCACUGGUCUAUUUUUUACCGCAUUUGUUGUCACUUGGCUAAAUUUCGCAUCGCCUUUCGCUGGUGGCCUGCUUUCUUUUACCCUAUGGCUCGCCCUGUUUCAGCUGUCAUUCAUGGGCGCUGUCACAACCCACAACGCCAUUCACUUGCCUGUCUUCUGGGGUAAGAACUGGAACAAGUUCUACCAGGUUUGCUUGUCUCUGCAGUAUGGCGGUGCUGUCUCCAUUUUUGUGCCAGGACACAACUUGUCUCACCACAAGUAUCCCCAACAAGCAAAAGACGUCAUGCGCACUACAAAGGUUCGGUAUAGCUGGAACCUCUUGAACGGUCUCUUGUUCUUCUGGCAUGUUGUUCUAUCCGGAAACAAGGAUGACAAGUUGUAUUUCGCGGCCCAAGCCCGUCUUAACCGACCCAUUGUGAAACAGCGCCAGCUUGAAGAGAUUGCAGUCUGGGGUACUACCGCCGUGCUCAUCUUGAUAGAUUGGCGCCGAUGGAUCUGGUUUGCGCUACUCCCACAGUUCUACGCCAAGUACUGUAUCUUGUCGUUGAACUUCCUUCAGCACGACGGGUGCGAUAUGAGCUCCAAGUAUAACUUUGCGCGCAACUUCACUGGCAAGACGCUGAAUUAUCUGUGCUUCAACAACGGAUACCACACCGUUCAUCAUCUGCAUUCUGGGCUACAUUGGUCCGUCUUGCCGCAGAAGCACGAUGAGCUCAUUGGACCUCAAAUUGCGCCCAGCCUAGAGGAUUCUAACAUUCUGAUCUACAUGUGGCGCACUUUCAUCUAUCCAGGUCUCCGCCUUGACUACAAAGGCAACCGACUCAUAAUCACAAAGGAGCAGUAUGAGAUGCCCGAUGAGCCGUGGUUCUAUAAUGAGGCAGAAACCUUCUCAAAUACGAAGGAGUAUCUAGCCAAGGGCAUGGAAUAA
Fusarium sp. VM40 is the source of this 1053-nucleotide messenger RNA. Lineage: Eukaryota; Fungi; Ascomycota; Sordariomycetes; Hypocreales; Nectriaceae. The record is from the annotation of a GenBank genome assembly.